AUUCAGCCGACGCAUAGCUGCACAUGAAAACAAUUUGUAAUCGGGUUCGCAUUAAAAAAUUAAUUACAUCAAAAGUAGAAGUUUAUCAUAGUUAAAACAAUUAAUAGUGAGUAGCUAUGAAUCAGGCAGAAGUAACAAAGUUAAUGUCACAGCUGAAAAUAGCUCUAAAGCCUCGUCAUCGUAAUUUAAAAACUCCAUUGGGACCAGAAGGAAGAUUAGACAAAUUGAGACAAACUGUAACUGCUUUAAUUAAGUAUGAACGCAUUGAAUUAUUCUACAAUAGAGCUGAUGAAGCUCGUGGAUAUACUGAGAGACUCGUUUCUGAUGCAUUAAGGUAUGGUGACACUCACAAACCAAUGAUGGAAAUGGCAGAUUAUUGGCUUCUUGAAAAGCAGCUUGUGCAUAAAUUAUUUAAAGUUUUGUGUCCAAGAUUUGAAAAUGAAAAUGGUUCAGUGACGAAAAUGUUUAAUGCUCCACGAGUAUAUCCAGCAGAUCCUAAAAGAGCCUACUUUAAGCGUGUUGUACUUGAAUUAAAGGGAAAUCCAUAUCCAACGAUUACACCAGACUCGUCCUAUAGAAAUAAAAAUUUAAUUCACAAUGUUCUUCUGGAUGCAGCAAUGAAAGAUUUUUAUGCUGAAAAGGAAAGACAACAACAAUUAUUAGAACAAGAGCAAACAUUAAAUAGUGUAGAGGAAUCAAAGAAAUAGAUUGUAUUAUAAUUAGGAACUUAAUAGAAUUGAUUAAUAAACAAACUCGUAAGAAAUU
Chironomus riparius is the source of this 765-nucleotide messenger RNA. The record is from the annotation of a GenBank genome assembly. Lineage: Eukaryota; Metazoa; Arthropoda; Insecta; Diptera; Chironomidae.